Molecule: messenger RNA, 3596 nt
Organism: Schistosoma guineensis
Lineage: Eukaryota; Metazoa; Platyhelminthes; Trematoda; Strigeidida; Schistosomatidae
Source: the annotation of a GenBank genome assembly
AUACUUUCUUUGAACUUGUCAACAAGAUGUCGUUGUUUUCCACUCCUGCUUUAAACAACUAUGUAUCUAGCGCUACAACCUUUAUAAAGAAAUCGAUAGAGACGAAAGUGUUUGAUGAUGGUGGGUCAAAGGGUGCCUUUAUCGGUAUGAAUGCACCGUUGAUUGGACGUUAUGGUAUAACGAUCAGUUCAGGUGGUACAAUCAAUCUUGGCCGUUUCAAAGAUCCACGUGCAACACUUCGUGAUGCUCGUGAUAACAAAGUGGUUGUACCACCGGAUUAUGGUAAUACGGCAAACAAGCCUAUACCAGCCACAAGAGGUGGUGAUGUAUCCUCCGCAUCAUUAUCGUAUGACCAGUUAAAAAAACAGCUGCUUCAAAGUGGUAAAUUAUUUGAAGAUCCGGAGUUCCCACCUAAUGAUAAAAGUUUAUACUUCAGUCAAAGACCGCCAAAACAAAUUGAAUGGUUACGUCCGCAUGAAAUAUGUCCAAAUCCUGAAUUUAUUACUGGCGGUGCAUCACGAUUUGAUGUACGUCAAGGUGAAUUAGGUGAUUGUUGGCUAUUAGCUGCUAUUGCUUGUUUAUCAAUGAAUCAGAAAUUAUUUGAACAAAUUGUAGCAAUUGAUCAAAGUUUUACUAAAGAAUAUUGUGGUUUAUUUCGUUUUCAUUUUUGGAAUUAUGGUGAAUGGAAAGAGGUUGUUAUAGAUGAUCGUUUACCAACUUAUCAUAAAUCAUUAGUUUAUAUACAUUCAACUGAUACAAAUGAAUUUUGGUCUGCCUUAUUAGAAAAAGCUUAUGCAAAAUUAUGCGGUUCAUAUGAAGCACUUAAAGGUGGUACAACUAGUGAAGCAUUAGAAGAUUUUACUGGUGGAAUUGCUGAAAUGUUUGAUUUGAAAAAAGAUACACCACCAAAUUUAUUACAAGUUAUGCUAAAAAGUCAAGAGUUAGGUUCAUUGAUGGCAUGUUCCAUUCAAGCUGAUCCAAAUAAAUAUGAAGCUCGAUUACCAAAUGGAUUGAUUAUGGGACAUGCUUAUUCAGUUACAUCUGUGAAAAUGUUAGACAUAUCAAUUCCAAACAAAACUGGUAAGAUACCACUAGUUCGUGUACGUAAUCCAUGGGGUGAUGAAUCUGAAUGGAAAGGUGCAUGGAGUGAUAAAUCAAAAGAAUGGUCACUUAUUUCACCAGAACAACGACAACAACUUGGUUUAACAUUCGAUGAUGAUGGUGAAUUUUGGAUGUCUUAUCAAGAUUUUGUAUCGAAUUUUGAAAAACUUGAGAUAUGUCAUCUUGGACCACAAUCUAUGGGAGAAAUGGGAGGAAAUCGUGUUUGGGAAAUGUGUAUUGAAGAAGGUUGUUGGCAGCGGCGUGUAUCUGCCGGUGGAUGUCGUAAUUUUCUUGAAACAUUUUGGAUCAAUCCACAAUAUGUAGUAACUGUUGAAGAUCCAGAUGAUGAUGAUAAUGAAAAUAAAGGUACAUUAAUUGUUGGUUUAAUGCAAAAGAAUAGACGAAAAAUGAGACGUGAAGGUGCUGAUCUAUUAACUAUUGGUUAUUCUGUUUAUAAAUUACCUGAACAGCAUCAAGGUACACUGGAUAUGAAAUUUUUCAAAUACAAUGCAUCAGUUGCACGUUCACCAGCGUUUAUUAAUCUACGUGAAGUUUGUGGACGACAUAGAUUAGAUACAGGACGUUAUGCAAUUAUUCCGUCAACAUUUCAACCAAAUGAAGAGGCUGAUUUUAUGCUACGUAUAUUCUCAGAAAAACCACGUACAACUCAUGAACUAGAUGAAGAGAUUGGUGAAACUGAACCGACAGUAAGUAAUACAAUUUUCUAUUAAAAUCAUACUGGAUUGUACAGUUUUUGUUGUUGUUGUUGUUGUUGUAAAACAGGUUUGUUUUUAGUACGUAUUGACGAAAUUUAUUAUUCGUAAUUUUAAUACUUGAGGUCAUGAGUCAGUUGAAGCUAGAUCAUCAUGGAAAACCUGAAAGCUAUGGUUGGGUGUUUCGUCCUAUUGUGGGACUCCUCAGCAGUGCGCAUCCAUAAUCCUGUCUCGUGAGGUUCGAAUGAACUGAUGCAUUGUUAAUUAUAUUUUGCUUGUUUAUUGAACUGUCUGCAAAUAAUUCACACGAGACAUUAAUAAUAAUGAUUGACUAAUAUUGAAAAUGUAUGCAAUUCGUAUGUAUUCGCAUAUUGUAGUGUAAAAGUAAUGAGAGGUGGAGGUCGUAAGCGAAUUCCUGGUUGGAGCCCCCUGUGAUCUUCCAAACAAUGAAAAAACAAUUAACUUAAUAAUAUCUUACAACUAUUUACAGUUUUCGAAUGAAUGUUUGUUUAGACAUCCGGUUAACAGUUCUAGCUUAUACAAUUCAGAUUCGUUUCAGUUUACUUGUGCAUGAUGUAAGACCAACUAGGAAUACAACGGGAAGCUGUUUAUUGAUGAUAAAGAUGACGAUUCUAUUGUAGUUGAAUAUUCGACUAUGUUUUAAACGAUAUAAAUGUCUCUGACCAAAGAGUUUUCAUGUGCUUAAGUUGAACAGGAAAUGUUUACAUCUUACGUUUAACUGAAAACCAUCACUUUCGCGAUAGGAUUUCCAGUGAAAUAGUUUUCACUACGUCUAAAACGGAUCAAUUAUCGGGUUUUAUAUGAUACUAAAAACAAUGAAUAAAAGUAAUGAGUUUAGAAAUAGUAUGAACCGAUAUCCAAAUUGUUUGUAUGUAAUUCAUACACUGGUGUAUGCUACUGAUAUCGACAAAUAUAUGUAGUAUGUGUCAUCAGUUGAAAGUGAAAUGCCUGGCGGUAGAAAGUUAAUAAGAUUGAAGAAAAGAGACUAACAACAGUGAAUGAUUGGUGUAGAAAUGAAGGAACAAGGAAGUUUGAGACAAUUGAUUGACAUUUUACAAAUGAAGUAUUUACUAUAUGGUUCUCAGAUUUUACAGAGAUGUUCUGUAAGUUUGGUGUUGAAAUACAUUCGAUUGUCCCUACUUGUGUUCUUGUUCACUAAAAUACAACACUCUUGAUGUUUUGAUUAUUCCAUUUUGAUAUGGUAAAGAGAUUGUCAAGUAACAAGUGAAUGUCUCUGAGCUCCGUCCGAAUACACAGCUACUGAUUUGUUUAUUCUUUUGAUUUGAUCAUAAGUUCAAUUCUAUUUUGAAUAGUAACUCGAAUGAUUUCAUUUAAUCCACUGGUUAAUUAUGAUCAUUACCUCAAAGACAAGUAACUAAUUCUAUAUACUAUCAGUUGGAAUACACUUUGAAGGUUGAAUGUUUGCAUAUUGUAAUGCACGUAAAAUUAACUGAUGUUACACAUGGAUCGUUGUCAUUCUUAGUAUUCUUUUCUCCCAUUUAGAAACCAAUCAUGUUAACUUGACAAAAUAAUAGACGCUAUAUGAUUAAGAAUUUGAUGUGUUUAAGCUAUGUAGGUUCAAAUCUUGCAAAGUUGAAAUCAUGGAUAUCCACUGCUGAUGAGUCUCACACUAGGACGAAACGGUCGUUCAGUGCUUUCAAGUUUUCCAUGAUGGUCUAGGUUCAAUGGACUCAUGAAUUCAACUAUAAAAUUACUAUGCAGAUUUGUUUGUAAUAUUCGUUUUUAAGACAAUUGCCUGAG